This is a messenger RNA of Exophiala oligosperma, 780 nucleotides long. RefSeq lists its product as uncharacterized. The transcript is spliced from 2 exons. The coding region runs from base 178 to 630 and encodes 150 amino acids. The record is from RefSeq and is a predicted model, not a curated record. NCBI's taxonomy places the organism in Eukaryota, Fungi, Ascomycota, Eurotiomycetes, Chaetothyriales, Herpotrichiellaceae.
AUCCUGUGCAUUUGCCUAUCGCAACGGCUUGUCUAGACAUCUUGGAAUUAUCCUCAUCAUAUUAUUAUAGAAUAACGACGACAACAACACCUCCACCACCACCACCCAUUUCGCCAUCUCAUCACCCUCCCUCUGUCUGCGUGUCAUUUUGAAUUUACUUUUUUCGUUCAACCUCAAAUGGCCGUCGAAGAUCCCACCACCACCAACCCUUCACCCUUCAACUACAUCCUCUCGUUCCUUCUCGUCGGCGUCUGUUGGGGUUUCACCACCCCGUUCAUCCGUAAAGCCGCCGUCAACUACACGCCACCAUCGAACCCUUCCAUCACCGACCCAUCCCGAUCAUGGAUAUCUCGUCAAAUCGCAAAGGCAUUCUUCACCGUCCUAGGUCUCCUACGGAGUCCGGGUUACGCCGUUCCUCUGGUCAUGAAUCUGACCGGGAGUAUUUGGUUUUUUCUACUGGUCGGACAAGCAGAACUCUCUUUGACGGUCCCCAUCACGAAUUCCCUCGCAUUUCUCUUCACCGUUUUGGGUGAAUGGUACGCAGAAGGCAAACUCAUCUCCAAAGAUACUUGGCUGGGGAUGAGUCUGGUCUGCGCGGGAAUCGGGUUGUGUGUUUGGUCAAAGACUUGAUCGUUGGAUACCUAGGCAGUUGACAAUGACACAAAACUGCCCGUCACCUGCCCUACAUUACCACUGCCUCGCUGUACAUACAUUGUUCACGAUACACGUGUCAUAGAUAGAUAUUCAAUGGUAGAUCCGGAGGUAUAGCAUGUUACUCAC